AUGUCUGCUUCCGCUGGUAAUAAACCAGAAGAACAAAACGUACCAUCUGUUAAUUUAUCUGACGAUGAGUGGAAGAAAAAAUUAACUGAUGAAGAAUAUCGUAUAUUACGUAGAAAAGAUACUGAAUAUCCAGGUACAGGUAAAUAUGAUAAGCAUUUCGAACCUGGAACUUAUGAAUGUGCUGGUUGUGGACAAAAGCUUUAUGAUUCAUCGUCAAAAUUCGAUUCUCACUGUGGUUGGCCAGCAUUUAGUUCAUCACUAGCCGGAUCAGUUAAACGUCACAAAGAUGAAGAUGGUUAUCGUAUUGAAAUAUUAUGUCAUGCUUGCGAUGGCCAUUUAGGUCAUGUUUUCACAGGCGAAGGUAUACGCGAUGCUAAUGGCAAAAUAAUCGAAGAACGUCAUUGUGUUAAUUCUGCUUCAUUAAAAUUUUCAAAGAAAAAUUAA
Molecule: messenger RNA, 444 nt
Organism: Rotaria socialis
Lineage: Eukaryota; Metazoa; Rotifera; Eurotatoria; Philodinida; Philodinidae
Source: the annotation of a GenBank genome assembly